AGCGCGAGCGAACGACUCCUAUAUACCACUGCCGCUGCUCCGUUAUAACUAUCGUUGUAUCUGUCUAUUUACCGGCAUCCUGGCGCGAGCACGCGCGCGCGCAAAUCCGUUUUCGCGUGUGUUUUCGUUUGUUUUGCGGAAUCCAAAAAAACGCACGUAUAGAAGAUAUAUAUUUAAAAAAUAUAUAUAUGAAAUAAAUAAAUAAAUUGAGAAGUGAUCGCGCGAGAAGAGAUAUUCCCCCUAUUAUUUUGGCUCGCGGGGAAUCUCCGGAUUCUCUAUACACCGCGUCGAAGUUAAUCAUGUGAAUUGCCGGUGUGCAGUGGAUUUUUUGAAAAAAAAUCAUCAGUGCCAGUUAUCUUUUUUUUUUUUUUUUUUAAUCGAGUGUAUAUAUUAUAAAAUAAUUACGCGCGCGUGUGUGUUUAUGUGCACCAGUGCAAAGUGCGUGCCGGUAUUAAAUACAAUACAACGACUUUUGCCGCGAUUAUAUAAUAAUCGCAUUCUAUAUAAAACAUGAGCUCGUUCAAGCGCAACCAGAGCAAAGUCUUCUGGAGGCAGAUGGAGGCGGCCGAUCUCAACAAGCUCGCCUCGUGCUCGCCGCUGCCCGUCAUCAACAACAACCACAACAACAACAACAACAAUAAUAACACAGCCGAUUCGAAAAUCGACGCUCAAAGUCGUCUACGGAUAAAAGACGAGGAGGACGAGGAGGACAUCGUGCCGGCGGCCGAGAGCGACACGACGAGCACCGACAGUCCCGACAACGUCACCGUCAUACAUCUCGAUCCGGCGGUGCUCGUGGAAACGAACAACAAUAACGACGCGUCCUCGUUACCCGAUGCCUCGUCGCACAGCGUGAAACGCGUGGUCAAACUCAUCCCGGCGACGAGGACGAGUCGUCGCCACGCGAUCGCCGUGGAGGCCGGUGGCGCCCUGGCCGCGGAGGUCGACCGUCCGCUGAGUCCGGCGCGCAGCCGCGGUCAGCGAAGUCAGGACUCGGGCUUCUCCGACUCGGACUGCUCGUCGUCGAAUAACUCGCCGAGGCACGGGCGCCGUCACCAUCAUCAUCAUCAUCGUCGCCGAAGCAGUCGUAGGAAGCAGCAGCAGCGAGAGCAGGAACAGCAGCUGGAGCUGCAGCUGGAAAAGUCGAGCGUCGGCGCUCAAGUGCCGCAGCCUCAGGUCGCCGUGUUGACCUCGACGCCGAAGCAGCAGCAGUCGCCGCUGACAGCCGAGCUUUUCGACGACGUCGUGCAGCGGCAAAUCGAUCAGAUCCCAGUGAGAAAUCACUUGCACUUCGGCCUCGAUAACGACGGCAGCAGUCACAAUCAGGAUGACACCACGCCACGCGAGAGUCUACGAGACUUUCUCUACGGCGACGACAGAAUGUUCAACAACGAACAAAUACAGCACCACAAAUCCAGCUCCAGUCCGAGUCCCGUGUCGAGCUACUGCGACGACGACGACGACGACGAAGAUUUUGAAGACGACGAUUUGGAGACGAGGGAAGCCAUCGGCCGAUCGCCGGCCCAGGUCUGGCUGACGGAGCUGCGCGACGACUGCGAGGACGAGUGCCAGGCCACCCUGCAGAGCAAGAGUCUGCCCAAGCGCAGCAGGGCGCGCUACCCGAACGAAGCGGCGGACGCGCACGAUCUGCGAUUGCUCACCGCCUCGGCCACCACAGCGGCCAAGAAGAUCGUCGACGCAGCCGAGCGCUUCGACAGGUCCUAUCACAAACUUACGCAAUCGAUGAUAGCCGCGACGAGCAGCAAGAGCAAACAGCUGCGCGACUCGCUCGGCCGGUUCGAGGCCGAGGCCUCGGACAUCCUUGUGAAGCUCGGCUCGACCCUGCCGAGACGUUUGGCCAGUCACGAGGACCAGCCGCGCACGAUGGCCCUGCAGCUGGCCAAGCUCAAGAAUCACGUCGAUCGCGCCCUCGACAGGCGGCUCGAUUUUUACAUCGAGAAAGUGGUACGCGGCCUGGAGGAAGCCCCGCGCCAGACGGGCAGCACCGCCCGAGGAGCCUUGGCGGCUCUCACCGCGCUGGCUCUUGCCGGUCCCCGAGCCGCGGCGAGCAUAGCCCGCUGCGCCGGUGUCCGUGCGCUGCUGCUGUCGCUGGUCUCGGCGGGCCGCCUCUCCACGGAUCUGCGCUGCGCCUGUCUGCGCGCCCUCGCCUGCGUCUGCAGCUGCCUCGAGGCCGUCGACCAGUUCGUCGCGGAGGCCGGGCCCGAGAUCCUCGUGGAUCUGCUGGCGGCCCCGGAGACGCCCGAGGCCGAGAGAUCCGAGGCGGCCGCCCUGGUGGUGCAGUUGACGGCGCCCUGGAUCGAGCGCAUGGGACUGGCGCAUCUCGAGCCCUACUGCGAGCGUCUGGUCGAGGCGCUGACCGAGCUGGCCGAGGCCACCCACGACAAGCAGACCUUGCUGCUGGCCGCCGCCGCCAUCAAUCACCUGAGCCACUCGCGACACUCGAUUCGCCACAUCGUCGAGCGCGACUCCAUCAAGAAACUGCUUAGAUGCGUGAAGAAGUCCCAGGGCGGCAACGUCUGGCUGAUGGAGCAGGUCGCUGCGCUGGUGGGCCAGGUGGCCCGGGUGCCCCAGGCGCGCGCCCACCUGGCCAAGACCCGCGCCUCCGUGGCGCUGGUCUGCUUUUUGCGCAUGCAGCCGCCCGGCCACGAGGACGAGUAUCGCCGACUGGAGGCCACCGCGAGCGAGGCCCUCACUCGGCUCUGCGUCGAUCCGGAAAUAGCCGAGCAGGUCGUCGCCAUUGGGGGCGCCAACUUCCUGCCCGAGGAGCAGCAGUCGUCGCAGUCGCAGCAGUCGCAACAAGCGAGCAGUCAUCAGCAGAACUUCGCGAGCACCAAGAGUCUGCGGAGAGCCAGAAAAAUAGCGGCUCAGCACAUAGGUAACGCCAGGAUUUACGACAUCAGUCCGCGCUGAUGUCGUCCUUAAUCCUCGUUUGCUUUUUUCUUUUCAUCGUUACCUCGAGAGCUUCGCCAUUAUAAAUAAUUAUAAUUGUACGAUGUAAAUUUUAAUUUGUCAUGUAAUACGUUUCAUAUGAUGAAAAGUAAUUUAAUUUAUAUUUUUUAAAUUUUUUGUAAUUUUUGUUGCGAAACAAAAUCGUGUAAUUUUGUGAGCCUCGCCUCGGGUCCAAACCGAUCGAUGAGCGAGUGAAGGUCUAUUUUUAUUUGAAUUUCAUACGCGCUAUAUGUAAUGUAAAAUACAAUCAUGUUUGAGUUAGAUUAUUUUCGAGUUUUAAAUCAAAUUCUGUGUACGAUUCAUUAGGCUCGAUUACGAUUACGAUUAUGUUCAAUGUACAAUAAUUCGAGGAGUUUUAGUUAAGUACUGUACAUAGAUAAAAUGUAUUAUUUUCAUAAGUACUGAAUCUAGUCUAGCUUACGAUACUUUUUAUAAUUGUAAAAAAAUAAUAAAACACGAUCAAACAUCAACA
This is a messenger RNA of Trichogramma pretiosum, 3442 nucleotides long. RefSeq names its product protein inscuteable homolog (gene insc). The transcript is spliced from 6 exons. Gene Ontology annotation, cellular component: apical cortex. Bases 511 to 2931 code for a protein of 806 amino acids. Gene Ontology annotation, molecular function: cytoskeletal adaptor activity. Lineage: Eukaryota; Metazoa; Arthropoda; Insecta; Hymenoptera; Trichogrammatidae. The record is from RefSeq and is a predicted model, not a curated record. Gene Ontology annotation, biological process: establishment of mitotic spindle orientation; regulation of asymmetric cell division; apical protein localization.